GGAGGAAGAGGGAGGGAUUGCCUGACUGAAAAUUCCGGCUGCCAGCCAGUGAGGUGGCCGCAAAAAACGAAUCAAAGGCAUAUACAUGCUCAAAAUAUCCGUAGACUACCUGCCAGAAAAUCAUCAGUCUUAAAUAACCUUCAGAAAAUCUAGUUGAUAACAUAAUUCAACACAAACUGAUAGUGAAAUAUCACCAACAUGGCUGAUUUUAGUAUUGAUCAGAAUAAACUACCUGGAGUUAAAGAAGUUUGCCGGGACUUUGCCGUGCUGGAGGAUCACACGCUGGCACACAGCCUUCAGGAGCAGGAAAUUGAGAGUCACUUGGCAUCCAACAUUCACAAGAGCCGCCUGGUCCAGCAGGAUCUGCAGGUGGCCAAACGACUGCAGGAGGAGGAGGAUCUCAGGGCCAAGGCCCAAAUCCAGAGGCAACACAAGGACAUAGAGCGGAGUGACAAUGAGAUUGCACAGGAGAUUCAGGAGCAGCUGGUCCGGCAGGCUGAGCAGCAACGGCAGCAGGAGGAGAACGAUGAAGCCAUAGCACGAAAGCUGCAGGAGAGGGAGAUGAAGGAGGAGAGGAAGCGGCAGAAGCAGCUGGAGGCCAACCUGGAGGAGGAGUACUAUGAGGAGAAAGGAGGGAGGAAGGUGCGAGGGGAUUAUGGCCUGAGGGAGGCAAUGCAGGAUAUGACUCACUUGGACCUGCGGGACCAGGAGCUGAAAGACCUGGAAGUGGCCAGGAGGUUACAGGAAGAGGAGCUAAAGGCUAGCAAGAAUGAUAAGAGAGCUGCUCAGGUUGCACAGGAUGAGGAGAUCGCUCGGUUACUAAUGGAGGAGGAAAGGAAGGUUUAUAAGAAGUCCAGAGAACGUGAGAAGCCGUGUAUGGAUAAAAGAAGGCCAGAGGGUGACUGGAAGCCACCCUCAGAGGAGGUGGUACGGCCCAGGUCACGGGAGGAGUUUGACCACCAGAGGCCUCGGAACCAUAAGCCUUCCAGGCCAUCCCCGCGCACACAUGACUACGAGAACGUGGACUCCAGCUAUGCCUACCCAGCCUCCCCCUACUCAGCCCGCUCCUCCUCCAGACCCGAAGCAACAUACAAAGGUUCCUACUACAGGCAGUGACCCUGGCCCUCUAGCACCCUUUGUCCAUCACUCUUAUUUUUUUUUUUUUUUUUUUUUUACUUUUACUUUCCAUUACAAGCUGUCAAAAAUUAUAUUUUCUGAGAAGGCAGUGGAAUUUCUCUACAUGCUUUGUGACUGACCUACUGAGGAGGGCAGCAGUUAAGAGGUGUGCUGCAACAACUGACCCUGUGCUCUUCGAUUCCUUUGGUUCCAUUGGACCAACACCAAGAAAAGUGAUUGGAGAGAAUCGUCCUAUAAUGUCCAUCCAAGGGGAAAAGGGAAGCUUUUUUUUCUUUGUCCUGCUGUUUGGCUGCGGAGGCUGUCUUCACCAUUGGGGCAACGUUGUGUCUCCGGCCCUGUCGGUGCUGUGUGUUCUCAGGCUUGGGUCAUUUGGGAUGUAUUCUUGUCACCACAAAGCCAAGCAUAGCCCCAUGUGCUCUCUAACAUAUCUUCUUCAAGCCUUUGCAGCGCUGUGCAACACCAGUCAACAGGCUUUUAAAAGACCUCACUGGACUGGUCCAAUAGUGCUGUACUGUGUACCCUUCAGUCCUAUGAAGGGCUACACUUCAUUGUUCUAUCUCAGUGCAAAAAAAAAAAUCUCAUGCUGUUUCAGGAAGCGUGAUUGUCUGACCACACAUCUAAUUCAUGGUAUUGUGCUCUAUGUGACAAGGGUGAGAAGGUGGUAAUGAGACAAGUGGACUGUUCCAUUUGGGAUCUCGGGGGGAUCACUCUGAUUCUUUACAGUGAGCAAGGAGCCCCCUACAGUGUUAAUGGACUACUCUCCAUUAUACUUUAACAGCAGUCCUCUGCAAUCUUAGUCUAUACAGGUACAUUUGCAAAGUGACCUCUAGGUUCAUGAUGUACUGAAAAAUGUUGUUUCACUGACAUGCCAUGAUUUCACAAGGGCAGCAAACUGAACAGGAUGCAACUGACAUUGUUGAUAUACAUAAAUUGGCUGCAGACAGUGUAUCCCCACAUUUUCCCAAUGCACUGUGUUUGUUGAUUUAAAAAAUUUCAUUGUUAUCAGUAGUUCUGAAACAGUGAAACAUUUAUUAGGGGCUGCAAAUCGUUUGUUUGCAGCCCCUAAUAAGAGGCUUAAGGGUGUUCUCCACGUAAAAUCUAGAUUUGUUUUUUAAUAUGCACAUAAUGUUAUCUUUGUGACAGAGAAUGAUGCUUUCAGUGCUGAGUUAGCAUGGACACAUAACUGCUGACAUAACUUGAAACAAGACAGCUCAGUCCAAAAUGUAAUGAGGAGUUACUGACAAUGAAAUUUCCACAACACAAAAUUUCUUACUAUGCCAAAAAAGCACAUCUCUGUGCUCAGACAUUUUUGUUCUAGCUGUUUGGAUUCUUAAAACUGAUCAGACUGAAACACACAGAGACAACAAAGACCCCUCUUCCUCUGUCUGACCCACUGCAGCAGCUUAGAGCUGCCAUAGUUCUAGUCAUUUCGACAGUUUAGAGGGUUAGGGUUAGGUGAAGAAAAACUGCUACUGAAUGCAUUCUCAGUAAAGGAUAAUGUCUCUUACAUGCUAAAUAGCACAUUGAAUGGUACAUUUUCAGCAGAGUCCCUUAAAGCACAGGACAAAAGACAUUUCUUACAAACAAGUGUAUACGCUUUCGAUCUGCUUUGUGCACAUGCUGGCAAGACAUCUAAUGGAACACGCAGCAGCCAUUCAGUUAAGUUAGCCGUGUGGCUGUGGGGCUGAUUUUCUUAGCUGGGAGUGCUCAGCGUUGGCCUUUGAGGAGACCCACAGCCAGCCAAAGCCCUCCUGCUUCUCCAUUCUUUACACUGAUGUCAUCAGACGAGGAUGACUGUGGGGAGCAGUCUAGUCUACUGGGGAUCUUUUUUUACUGUUUGAUUAUGCAUUUCUUCUAUGUUAUUCUUGUUUCCAACAGACAGUUUGCCACUGCAUUUUGUAUGUACAUCUUAAAUAUUUCCAUGUCCCAUGUUUACAAAUACGGGCUGGAAAAAUUCAAACUCUUCCACACAAACUGUUGUUUAAGCACAGGAACAUGUUUGUGUGUCUGUAUUAUUAAUUAUUAUCACUGUCACCUAAGGGAGCAGAGAUUGAAGUUAUAUCUGUAUGUCAGCUUAGUUAAUGACUAUCAUGCAUUUGUGCUUCUAAUAAUACAACGGUAUAUGUAUUUAAGGUGGACAGAUCAAUGUUAAUAUGUCAUUUUUGACAUGACUGUACCGCUUGUAAAUGAAAAGGCCACUUCCCUUGAUAAAUGAAGUUUCAGUGUAACAGGGAUAAGCUAAAAAUUGCAACAACAUUGCUGGCAAUUAGAGGGAGACCAAGUAAAAACACACUUACUGUGGUAUCAUAUGCAGUUGCAUUGUCUUUCAUCAGAUACUGUUACCAAAAUGUUUUGCACAAUCCUUUUUAUAAUGUUUUUUUUUAUUAAAUACAUGUUAUUAAAUACAUGUUGAACUAUUCCCUCCAUAAUCAGUAUGGAUCAUUAGCUAUUUUUUCCCUUGACCCCAUCUGUACCCAAUAAGUGGUCUACUGGCACAUCUUGUGGGCUAUUACAAGGAUGGAAGUGAUGCCAUAUUAAAAAAGGAGAUGGAAUGGGUUGUAAGUGACACCAUUUCAGUAUUGUUGAGAAGCACAUGUAAAUUUGCAUUCCUUUUGAUAUUGGCAAGAACUGCUGAAGAGUGAAUUUGUGGGGAAAACUGCAAGUGUAGUCAAUGCGCCACCUGGUGGUCACAAUAGCAUCUUUCCUUAAUGCCUCAUUUAAUUGAAUGAGCACAUCAUUGAACCAUGUAACAAAACUGAGUGGUAAUGUGAAAUGCAUUACCAAACCCAUUUGUAAUGCUCUCGUUAGCGCAGAGGAAUUCCUGACUUCUCUGGAUUUUGUUGGACAAAAUGAACAGCAAGAUGCUGACGUGGCUGCAGUCCUUAAACUUGGCAGGAAGCAUCAGACCAAUGUAUCGUGGCAUUUAUCUUACCUUGUUGCACAGAUGGAUGUGUUCAUCUCCGCCAAGUGUUAAAAUGUGUUUAAUGAUUGUGUAUCUGAAAUUUGAGCAAGGAGGCACCAUACACAGAGCUACAAAAUCAAUAAGACAAAUCAGUACUUGUUUGUAUCUAUCACCGUCAGCAGCAAAGAGCAACUCUGCAGCUCUCCAGCGCUUAAACAUAUUGUACAGUUACAUGUCAUCAGUUGCUGACAAGCCAUUACUGUGAUUAAAUGUUACAAUAUAAAAGUAUUAAAAUAUUAUAAAAUAUGUGUUUCAGGAUUAUUAGUGUGGGUGGCCUGACAUUUCCUUCUCUAUUCUGAGAGAUGUGUGUCUUCUAGAGUUUGUCACAAUUCACAUGUCUGUAAUUGAGUUGCAGAGCAACAUCACAUGGAACACCUGGAACAAUCAAAAUGGAAUGUGCUAAUGGAUGAACAGCAUAUUGUCAGUGAUUAGACCAAAACAAAUUCUUGGCAAUUCACAGAACCAACCCCCCCAUCUUCCUGUGAAAUGUUACUUUAAAGAUGAAAUGGACAACAUAACACUGGUCCAUUUAGCACUGAUGUGAAAUCAAUUAAAUCGAUAGAUGAUAAUGAUACAAAUGAAUGAUAAAAAAAACCGAAGAAGAAUUUGCAAGUGGACACACACAAA
Molecule: messenger RNA, 4726 nt
Organism: Megalops cyprinoides (Indo-Pacific tarpon)
Lineage: Eukaryota; Metazoa; Chordata; Actinopteri; Elopiformes; Megalopidae
Gene: ccdc50
Product: coiled-coil domain containing 50
Exons: 11
Coding region: 199-1116 (305 amino acids)
Cellular component (GO): cytoplasm
Molecular function (GO): ubiquitin protein ligase binding
Source: RefSeq, a predicted model, not a curated record